AUGUAUUUUUUCCCAUUCCAUUCCCUCUCUCACCCUACGUCACAAACACCGCCCAUCACCACCACCAUCUGCUACCACCACCAUUUGCCAUCGUCACCACCCGCCAUCAACCUCCGCCGACCACCACCACCGUCCUACGUCGCCACCGCCAUCGACUACCAUCGCUGCCCCCCGCCAUCGCUACCCCACGCCAUCGCAGACCCCGACCACUACCGCCACCCUCCGCCGACCACCACCACCAUCCUUCGCUACCACCACCCACUACCGUCGACCACCAGCACCCACCGUCAUCGCCGCCACCACCAUCGACCACCAUCUUCACCCCCGCCACCGCCGACCACCGCCACCUCGACCACUACCGCCACCCUCCGCCGACCACCACCACCAACUUCUGUGGCCACCACCCACUACCGUCGACCACCACCACUCACCGUCGUCGACACGACCACCACCCGUCGCCACUACCCGCCCCGCAGACCACCGCCAACCCUGAUCAUCGCCACCGCUACCGUUAACAACCGUCACCCACCGACCACCGCCACCCACCGCCGCUACCACCGACCACCGCCACCCAUCGCUGCCACUGCCACUUGCCGCCACCGAUCACCACCACCACCCAUCGUCGAUUUAGUUCAUUCCUCUUUUCUUACCUACCAAACAACACAAGGUAAUGAUUUAUUCCUUUCCUGCAUGGUAACCAAACAAGACUAUGGAAUGUAA
Molecule: messenger RNA, 720 nt
Organism: Helianthus annuus (common sunflower)
Lineage: Eukaryota; Viridiplantae; Streptophyta; Magnoliopsida; Asterales; Asteraceae
Product: leucine-rich repeat extensin-like protein 3
Exons: 1
Coding region: 1-720 (239 amino acids)
Source: RefSeq, a predicted model, not a curated record